AUGAAUUCAAUUAAGUUGACAGUUGCAAUUGCAUUCAUCGCAGUUGUCUCAGCUGGUUCAAUCAGUUAUGUCAAGAGAUCUGAUGGAUAUGGAUCAGAUAUUGGAUAUGGAAGUGGAUCAGCAUGGGGAAAAAUUGAAGGUGGUGUUGAUGCUGGUGUUUGGAAUGGUGAAUACAAAGGAGAUUAUUAUGCAUAUCCAUCAUACAAAUUUGAAUAUGGAGUUAAUGAUCCACACACACAUGAUCAUAAGAGUCAAUGGGAAACUAGAGAUGGUGAUGUUGUAAAGGGUGAAUAUACAUUGGAUGAAGCUGAUGGAACUAAACGAGUUGUUAAAUAUCAUGCUGAUGGAAAGACUGGAUUUCAUGCUCAUGUUGAACGUAUUGGACAUGCUCAUCAUGAUAACCAUUACGGAUAUGGAGCUGCUUUUGGUGGAUAUUGA
Molecule: messenger RNA, 438 nt
Organism: Chironomus riparius
Lineage: Eukaryota; Metazoa; Arthropoda; Insecta; Diptera; Chironomidae
Source: the annotation of a GenBank genome assembly